Molecule: messenger RNA, 2787 nt
Organism: Girardinichthys multiradiatus
Lineage: Eukaryota; Metazoa; Chordata; Actinopteri; Cyprinodontiformes; Goodeidae
Exons: 4
Coding region: 1022-1843 (273 amino acids)
Source: RefSeq, a predicted model, not a curated record
CUGGAAGCACCACACUCACGGGGCAUGGCCAAAUGUACGAGAUCCGUGCUCAUCUGCGCUAGCCAAAUAUAUAACCUUUAUUGCUGUAGCACCUACUCCUGCCAAAGCAAAAAUUAAAAGACACCCCAAAUCCCAAGACUUUGAGGCCUUCUAGCCCAAAGCGGGAAAGGCUCACAGUCACCAUUCCUGCACAUGUUCACUCAGGGCAUCGAGGCCUUUCCAUAGCUACCUCACUCGCCACCAAGAAGGUCUGAAAUUCUGUUAGUCGACGGCAGGUGCUUAUAAAUGGUGGUAUUUCUCUCUCUCUCGCUCACACAACCACAGCUCUGUUCAGGUGACGAAGAUGCUCACCGGUGCCGCCUCUGACACGGCUGCCUGGGUUACCAACAUGGGUAACGAGCACGGCCAGGUCCUCAUGAGCAUCCUCACCUACUCGUAGGGCUCCGAGGGCCUGGACACCAUGGCGGCCGGAUUGAUGGCGCGGUAACGAGUCGCCGAGGUUCCUCCCCUGUCCUCAUGUAUGUUGACCGCGACUGCUGCAGCCGAGACGGCAUGUCGAAUACAGUUUCAUGUGUGGUGGAACCUCGUGGUUUGUCUGGACAUUUGGCACCUGAUGCGACGUUUCGCUUGUGGUGUCACAAGCGAAAGCCACGAGCUCUACCCCACUUUCAUGAAGCAGUUGUCUCACUGCAUCUUCGAAGUGGACUCCGGAGAUGCCCGCCGUCUCACCGAGGCCAAGCGGUCGGAUCUGGGGAGGAAGCACGGGAUGGUCAACCUGAGUGACGCUGAGGUGGUCCAGAGGAUCUCCAAGGAGGAGUGAAGGCUCCACUGUCGGCGCAGGACGCGUGGGUUGGAGAACACUGCGCUCCUCAUCCAGAACCUCCUGGACACCUUCAAAGGACCGGCAGGCCGGAACACCCUGAACAUCCCGUUGCUGGAUGAUCUCCGCAUCCAGGACGUCUGGGACACGCAGAGACGUCACCUCAGCUGCAUCCAGGACCCGCCAGCCGUGCAGCUGUACAUGCAGAUUGGGACGCUGACGAAAGGCGGCAUCAGCCUCCCAGUCUAUCGCUGUGCGAGGGGAUCAACCUCUCUGGAGUCUUUCCACCUCCACCUGGACCACUUCAUCCCAGGGACAUCUUCUAGUGCCAGGUACUUUCAGGCGUUCCUUGUGGACGGAAUGGUCAGGUGGAAUGAGGAUUGUGCAGCGGCAGCGGCGCCUGCGGAUGCAGCUGAAACAAGGACGUCUCUGCAUUCCUACUGUGGCCACCUCAAACACGCCCUCAACCAGAAGAGCCAAUGGGUGCUUGGACAUCAGAUGGUUGAGGAUUUCACCAAGCCCGCUUCAUAUACAGGUGAACUCAUCGGGCUCGAGUACCUGUUCCGGCAGACGGGCAGUGUGUUUGAGGAGAUCAACUUGGAUCCUGACGCUCCGGAUGAGGGUGCUGCCGUUUCCACCCUUGAGGAUGAGGAUGAGGGGAUACAAUCCGAUGAGGGGGACCCCACCAUCUUCCCACCAGAUUCCUCCUCCUCCUCCUCCUCCUCCUCCUCUAUGGCAGCAUCCCAGUCAGGUGCACCCAGGUCUGAGUCACCCCCUUCCUCUCCCGAAGUAUCUGGAAGCCAGGCUCCUCCUCUCCAGAACUCCUCAGAGUGCGUGACCUCAGCUGUGCAACCACUUUCUGGUCACUGGACAGCCUGCAGAAGGGAGAAACAUCACCAAGUCAGCAUAUACAAAAGUCCAGUUGCAUCAGAUUUUUUUGGGAUUACUAAGUUCCAAAAAAACACGGUUGUUAAGGUUGAGUCUUACUUGUACGUGAGUACAGCGGGGAACAGGCAGCUAUAGGUGGGGGGCAGCUGCCCAACGAUGCCCUGUGACCACCCUCCGACCUUCUUCUUGCACCGAUGGCAUUCUAGGUACUCCGUGGCCAUGAGGUACCAGCCGUCGAUGCCCAGGACCCUCCGGAUGAUCCUGCACAGCCCAGCCUUGGUCAUGGACCCGGUGCACAAAGGCUGGGGGCAAGACAGCUGUAGACGCCAGAUCCUGUGAGGCAUCCAGAGGAACAGCCGACAAGCGAAGAAGGGGCCGGGGGAAGCGGGAGGCUGGUUGUAGACCGGCCGUGGCAGGGGGGGGUACCACCACAGGUUUAGGUCGUCGGUGAGACGAGGCCUCCCUGCCAAACAGCGUCCGGCCGAUCCACUCCUGCUGAUCCGGGCUCAGAGCUGCCCGCCAGGACUCGGGCAGCAUCUGCAGAAAUUAAGAUGACACUUUCAACAUCGCAUUGAGUCCCUUACAGUUAACUGCUAGAAGAUUUACUCUCGACUCUUAACUCACCUCAGCACCGUCGGCAGGUGGCAGAGGAUCCUGUAUGAACAGGGCGUGGGCGUCCUCCACCGUGGCUGGCUCUGGAGCGUUAUGUGUGGAGUCUCCCUGUCCAGCUGUGGCCUCCAGCAGCUCCUCAUCGGUGGGGUCACCCAGCUGGACAGAGACACCAGCGUCUCUCGGAGGCAGAGAGGUGGUGGAGGCAGGACAUGCCUGUGCACCUGAGGCUGAAGCACAAAAGACAUGUUUCAGUACCAUAACAAAGUGUUAUCUGCAGCUCAAACACCCAAACACAAACAUCUCAUGUAGAAGGUAUGCAGCCAAAAAGAAGAAAAAGAAGCAGGCUGAGGACUAGUGAUGAUUAAUGGUUAAAAAGAAUUGCAUGAGGGAAGGACUCUGGUGGGUGGGUGACUACAAGACAAAGAAACAGGUGCUGUUUAUCUACAGGUGAUGUCGUGAGGAGUUGA